AUGGAUCCCAACAGAUCCCUUUCCUUGAGAAUACUUCUGUUUCUCUCCCUGGCUUUUGAGUUGAGCUACGGAACAGGUGGAGGUGUGAUGGAUUGCCCACUGAUUAUCCAGAAGCUGGGAAGUGACACAUGGCUGCCCCUGAUAAAUGAACAUCAGAUAAAUGAGCUUGUGAACAAAAGCAUCCGCAUCCUUGUCACGAUGGCAACAUCUCCAGGAAGCACAACCAACAAGAAAAUAGUGUCUUUUGAUCUCUCUAAAGGGGGCUACCCAGACCACCUGGAGGAUGGCUACCAGUUUCAAUCAAAAAACCUGAGCUUGGGGAUCCUGGGGACCAGGCGGGAGAGUGAAGGAUUGUACUUUGUGAACGUGGAGGAGAACGUGUCAGUUCAGCAAUUCUGCAUGCAGCUGAAGCUUUAUGAGCAGGUCUCCACUCCAGAGAUUAAAGUGCUAAACAAAACCCAGGAGAAUGAGAAUGGGACUUGCAGCUUGCUGUUAGCCUGCACGGUGAAGGAAGGGGAUCAUGUGGCUUACAGCUGGAGUGAUGAGGCUGGCACCCGCCUGCUGAGCCAAGCCAACUCCUCCCACCUCCUGCACAUCAGGCUUAGCAACCAGCAUCAAGACAGCAUCUACAGCUGCACUGUAAGCAAUCCUGUCAGCAGUCGCUCUAAGAUCGUCAACCUAUGGCAAGAAGAAUGCAGGCCAGAAGUCUCAGAAUCGAGUUCAUGGAUACCAUAUACUGUUGCCCCAUGUGUGGUCAUUAUAAUCAUCAUCCUGGUUUCCACGGCAAUAAUAGUGGUGAAAAGACAAGGUAAACCAAAUCACUGCCAGCCACCAGUAGAAGAAAAAAGCCUUACCAUUUAUGCGCAAGUACAGAAAUCAGGACCUCAAGAGAAGAAACUUCAUGAUGCCCUGACAGAUCAGGACCCCUGCACGACCAUUUACGUGGCUGCCACAGAGCCUGCCCCAGAGUCUGUCCAGGAAUUUAACCCCACCACAGUUUAUGCCAGUGUGACACUGCCAGAGAGCUGA
This is a messenger RNA of Arvicanthis niloticus (Nile rat), 1029 nucleotides long. RefSeq names its product signaling lymphocytic activation molecule family member 1 (gene Slamf1). Gene Ontology annotation, molecular function: signaling receptor activity. The record is from RefSeq and is a predicted model, not a curated record. Lineage: Eukaryota; Metazoa; Chordata; Mammalia; Rodentia; Muridae. Gene Ontology annotation, cellular component: cell surface; membrane. Gene Ontology annotation, biological process: lymphocyte activation.